Messenger RNA from Leptomonas pyrrhocoris, 1623 nucleotides. RefSeq names its product putative xylulokinase. The record is from RefSeq and is a predicted model, not a curated record. Gene Ontology annotation, biological process: xylulose metabolic process. Bases 160 to 1623 code for a protein of 487 amino acids. Lineage: Eukaryota; Euglenozoa; Kinetoplastea; Trypanosomatida; Trypanosomatidae. Gene Ontology annotation, molecular function: D-xylulokinase activity. The transcript has a single exon.
GUGAAUACGCUUUCCUGUUCUCUCCUGUUCUUCUCUAUACCGACUCCUUCAGACAAAAGAUCUGCAUAAAACUUGUAAUACGUUCAAAUAACCACACCCGUGCAACCAUACACACCUUUUCUUUUACCUGUCCCAUCCACACUUUCCGUUUUUCUCGAAAUGUACGCCGGUAUUGAUAUGGGGACGUCCGGCAUCAAGGUCGCCUUGAUGAGCACUGACGGCAGCAUCGUCGACAGCGCCUCCGCUCCGCUCACGGUGGAGAGCCCACACCCGCUGUGGAAUGAGCAGGACCCCGCCUCGUGGUGGAAGGCGAUCAACGAUUGCAUGGGGCAGCUGAAGCAGCGCCAAGACAUGAAGAAGGUGCGCUCCAUCGGCCUCUCAGGCCAGCAGCACGGCGCCACCCUGCUGGACAAGAACCACAAGGUGCUCCGCCCCUGCAUUCUCUGGUGCGACGGCCGCAGCUACCGCGAAUGCGCCGAGCUCGAGAAGGUCGUGCCGCGGUCGCGCGAGAUCACCGGCAACUUAAUGAUGCCCGGCUUCACGGCUGGCAAGCUGCUUUGGGUGAAGAAGCACGAGCCGGAGAUUUUUGCGAAGGUGGACAAGGUGCUGUUGCCGAAGGACUACGCGCGUUUCCUGAUGACCGGCGACUUCGCCUCCGACAUGUCGGACGCCUCGGGUACGAUGUGGCUCGACACCGCCAAACGUGACUGGAACGACGAGAUCCUCGCGGCGACGGGCCUCUCUCGCAAGAACAUGCCGAAGCUGUACGAAGGCUCGCAGAUCACGGGCAAGCUCACCGAGAGAGUGGCGCGGAGCUGGGGUAUGGAGCGAGUGCCGGUGGUCGGCGGUGGUGGCGACAACGCGGCCGGUGCCGUCGGCGCGGGUCUCUUCAAGCCCGGUCAGGCGAUGCUUUCUCUCGGCACGUCGGGCGUGUACUUUAUUGUGUCGGACGGCUUCAAGUUCAACACCGACGAGGCGGUCCACAGCUUCUGCCACGCCCUGCCCGACCGCUGGCACCUGAUGUCCGUCAUUCUCAGCUGCGCCGUUUGCCUGGACUGGGCAGCCAAGCUGACUGGCUGCAAGUCGGUAGGCGAGUUCGUGAGGGAGGCGGAGAGGGCGCAUAAGUUCGAUGAGCGACCGGUGUUCUUCCUGCCCUACCUCGCCGGGGAGCGCACACCGCACAACAACCCCGCGGCGAAGGGCGUCUUCUUCGGCCUCACCUCGCACCACGGCCGCCCAGAGCUGGCGCGUGCGGUGCUGGAGGGGGUGAGCUUCGCCAUGGCGCAGGGCAUGGACGCCGUGCAUCGCUGCAACGUGAAGCCGUCGAAUAUCGCCCUCAUCGGCGGUGGCUCGCGCAGCCCCUUCUGGCGUCAGAUGCUGGCGGACGUCAGCGGCUACCCGAUGGACUACUGCGCCGGCUCUGAGGUUGGCCCCGCCCUCGGCGCCUGCCGCCUGGCGCAGAUCGCGAUUGAGCAGCGCCCAUUGGAGGAGAUGCUGCCGCAUCUGCCGCUGAAGCAGACACACACGCCCGAUAUGAAGAAGCACGAGCAGUACAAGAAGCGCCGCGUGAUCUUCGCCGAACUCUACAAGCAACUCCACCCUCUGAUGGACGCGAAGCUCUAA